AGAGGCGGUCAGCAGCCGUUGGGGCAAGACACUGGUUCCCAGAGGAGGGCUGGCCGCCGCCGUGCAAGGUUCAGAGCCCCAGGGCCCGUGAGACACCACCAGGCCCAGGGGUCCACCAUGGAUGCUAAAAAGGACAACCUACCUUUGAAGGGCUCGAAACCCCGGGGGACUCUCUCGCGCUCUGUACACAUCGCAGAGGGGGCGCAUCCCGAGCGCUCGGGUCGAUCCACACUCUCCCAGCGCGGCGUCAGCGCGGCGCCCUCAGCAUCCGUACUCAAGCCGCCUUCAACCCCCGCGACCCUCAGCCAAGAAGAGAAGGAGGCCAUCCAAAAGCGUGCUGAGGGCCGGGCCAAAGUCCCGCCCAAAUUCAGGGACAGCGUCAAGCGUUUUUUCUUCUCGCCCACAGGAGCCUUGAAGAUCAUUAGGCUGGGCCUUCUCAUAGGGGCAUUCAUUUUUUUCAUCAUUGCCGAAGCCCCAGAGUCCUACAUAGCAAUCACCAUUCUGGAAACCUGCAUCGUUGUUUUUUUCAUUCUAAUAUAUAUGCUAACCCUUCAACACUUGAUGACUUAUUUACAUUGGCCCUUACUUGAUCUUAUCAACAGUUUCAUUACUGCAGUGUUCCUUUUAAUAGUUGCCAUCUUGGCGAUACAAGAAAAGGAAAGAAGGCAUUUGUUCUAUAUUGGAGGGGCCCUGUGUCUCACAGCAGCAACCGUGUGUGUCAUCGACGCGACUCUGGUCACCAAGACGAUGAGGAAUAACUUGAAAAAAGCCCUGGGAAUCAAAAUGGAAACCAGUAGACCCCUGACCCCGGAACCCACCCCACCCACAAGGACACCCACAAGGGGAGGCCCAAACGCACCUACAAGGGCAGCUAUGAAGCCACGCAGCCGCCGGGGGCAGGCACCCUCGAAAGCACCCUCGCCGGAACCCUCGUGGACGCCUAUGAAAACCCCGCCAACUCCUUCCUCCGGCGGCUCUCGCCGCUGAGCUCUCACGCUGUCACCCAUUUCGGCCCACAUGUGAUCAUAAAAUCGGGACUGCUAAACCGGUAA
Messenger RNA from Odocoileus virginianus texanus, 1052 nucleotides. Lineage: Eukaryota; Metazoa; Chordata; Mammalia; Artiodactyla; Cervidae. The record is from RefSeq and is a predicted model, not a curated record.